Messenger RNA from Pungitius pungitius (ninespine stickleback), 4613 nucleotides. Its product is annotated as AMP deaminase 2. Gene Ontology annotation, molecular function: AMP deaminase activity. The record is from RefSeq and is a predicted model, not a curated record. Lineage: Eukaryota; Metazoa; Chordata; Actinopteri; Perciformes; Gasterosteidae. The transcript is spliced from 18 exons. Gene Ontology annotation, cellular component: cytosol. Gene Ontology annotation, biological process: AMP metabolic process; IMP salvage. The coding region runs from base 403 to 2805 and encodes 800 amino acids.
UAACUUGAACUUUAAACCACUGUGGUAACAGUGGGGCUCGACAGUAAACCUCUACAGGACAGUUAAUCAUAAAUAAGAGGUGUCUCUGAUGAUAGCUUAUCAGCUCGCUAUCUAACGGGCAGGGCACCGGUCUUACGACCCGGGUCCACCCGACAGCAGCAGAUGUGUUUCUAGAUUUUCAGCGAUAUGUUUGUGAACGUGUGACGAAUCAGGAAACGGGCGCAGACACAUCUGCUGAUGUCGGGUAAAUACAAACACGCACACGUAGGGUAACCAUUAGGGGUGUAACACCCGUAGCUAGCUAAAUCUUCCGUGCCGCCCUCCGUCGCCGUGUGUUUUCCUUCAGGACUUUCCCCCCUUCUCGAGGUGCUUAACGGGCUGAAUCCCGGCUGGUCCUCAACAAUGUCCGGUGACCUGUGUGGUGCUUCUGGGCCCAAGCCCAUCAAAUCCCAGAGAUCCCUCCCAGGAACGCCUGUUUCUGCCACACACAACCCCAUCGACCUGCGAACAUCCAUGGAGGAGAAAUACAAAGAGAUUGCUGAGGAGCUGUUCACACGCAGUAUGACAGAAAGUGAGAUGCGAACCGCACCGUACGAGUUCCCGGAGGACAGCCCCAUCGAACAGCUUGAGGAGCGACGGCACCGCCUAGAGAGGCAAAUCAGCCAGGACAUUAAGCUUGAGCCAGAGAUUUUGCUCCGUGCCAAACAGGACUUCAUGAAAAUUGACAGUGCUGCAGACCUACAGUACAUGCAGGAGAAGAGUUUUGAUGAUGUUGAUGAUGGCUUCAGGGAAAGGGCAUUGCCACUGGAAAGAGAAUACCAGCGGGUUUCAAUAUCCGGGGAGGAGAAGUGUGGGGUGCCAUUCACUGAUCUGGUAGAUGCUGCAAAGUGCGUGGUGAAGGCACUAUUCAUACGGGAGAAGUACAUAAAGCGAUCCAUGCAAUCCUUUUGUAAGACCACGGCUCAUGCCCUGCAGGAACUUGGGAUGAAGCCUUUGGAUCUGACAGACUAUGACGAUAUAGCCGAGACCCCUGUAGAUGCUGACGCUCCCGUUCACCCACCUGUCUCAAAGACACACCCCUACGACAUGGACCCCAAGAAUAUGCCGGGAGACACAGGAUAUGGUUGCAAGAUGGUGGGCGGCCUCGUCCACGUCUACUCCAAGAGGACCAACAUGGAUAAGAGCACAGAACUGGACCUGCCAUACCCUGACCUGACAGAGUAUAUUGAAGACAUGAAUGUUAUGAUGGCCCUCAUUAUCAAUGGCCCAGUGAAGUCUUUCUGCUACCGCCGCCUACAGUACCUGAGCUCUAAAUUCCAGAUGCACAUCCUUCUGAAUGAGAUGAAGGAGCUGGCAGCGCAGAAGAAAGUUCCACAUAGAGACUUCUACAACAUACGAAAGGUGGACACACACAUACAUGCUUCAUCCUGCAUGAAUCAGAAGCACCUGCUGCGAUUCAUCAAGCGAUCCAUGAAGAAAUACCCAGAGGAGAUUGUCCACAUUGAACGCGGCCGAGGCCAGACCCUCAAGGAGGUGUUUGAGAGCAUGAACUUGACGGCCUUCGACCUGAGUGUAGACACACUUGACAUGCAUGCGGACCGUAACACGUUCCAUCGGUUUGACAAAUUUAACGCCAAAUACAACCCCAUCGGAGAAUCUAUCCUGAGAGAGAUCUUCAUCAAGACUGACAACUGCAUUGAAGGAAAAUACUUUGCACACAUAGUCAAGGAGGUGAUGUUCGACCUGGAGGAGAGUAAGUACCAGAACUCUGAGCUGCGCCUGUCCAUCUACGGCCGCUCCAGGAAUGAAUGGGAGAAGCUUGCUCAGUGGGCCCUCAAACAUCGCGUGUACUCUGAUAACGUGCGCUGGCUCAUCCAGGUGCCCCGUCUUUUUGAUGUGUACCAAACAAAGAAGACGCUGGCUAAUUUCCAGGAGAUGUUGGAGAAUAUCUUCAUGCCUCUGUUUGAAGCCACAAUCAACCCGCGCAAGCAUCCUGAGCUGCAUCUCUUCCUGGAGCACGUGGUGGGUUUUGACAGCGUGGACGAUGAGUCUAAACCUGAGCACCACAUUUUCAAUCUUGACAGUCCGCUGCCAGAGAACUGGACAGAAGAAGACAACCCUCCUUACUCCUACUACCUCUACUACACCUAUGCCAACAUGACUGUGCUCAACCACCUGCGAAGGCAGAGAGGCUUUCGCAUGUUUGUGCUGCGACCUCACUGCGGGGAAGCGGGUCCGGUCCACCACCUGGUGUCAGGUUUCAUGUUGUCAGAAAACAUCUCCCAUGGACUGCUGCUCAGAAAGGCACCGGUGCUGCAAUAUCUUUACUACCUGGCUCAGAUUGGCAUCGCCAUGUCACCACUAAGCAACAACAGCCUGUUCCUCAGUUACCAUCGCAACCCGUUGCCAGAGUACCUGUCCAGAGGCCUCAUGAUCUCUCUGUCCACCGACGAUCCCCUUCAGUUCCACUUCACCAAGGAGCCUCUGAUGGAGGAGUACAGCAUCGCUACUCAGGUGUGGAAACUAAGUUCCUGUGACAUGUGUGAGCUGGCAAGAAACAGUGUCCUCAUGAGUGGGUUUUCACACAAGGCCAAAAGCUACUGGCUGGGCCCCAACUAUUCUAAGGAGGGUCCUAUGAGCAACGACAUCCGCCGUACCAACGUCCCUGACAUCCGCGUGGCGUACCGCAGCGAGACGCUCUCUGACGAGCUUCAGCUCAUCACUCAGGCCGUGCACCCCGAAGAGCUGGACACCAUCAACGAGGAGGACUCUCUGUCCAUGGGCCCUCUCCCGGGGCAACGCUGAAGUCACAGCAACCGGGGACCUGUCCUGUGAAUGCUCAACCCUGCGGUGCACCCAGCAUGAAGAGACGCGGUGCAAGGGCAAUUCAUCACCAACCAUCACUAGAGAAGUACGCCGCACACACGGCUACACCGCUAUCAAAACGCCGAGGAUGCAGAGCCAAACGAGCACCCCCGCUUCUACCGUCUUUCGUCCUUGCGGGACUCAUUUAAUCUUGUUGAAGUUCCAAAUACAUAGUUGGUGUUUUCCCCAGAUUGUGUGGGUUUUUUUUUUUUUUUUUUUUUAAACUUCUCUUGCUUCCUUUGUUCUUCUUGUGGUAUGUUCAAUCUGUCAGCUUCAGGAAGGUUAGCAGAGGUGACCGACAAAAUCUCCUUGGACCAAGCAGAUAGACACUUGUCGGGCUUAUGUUCUCUUCUUUUAUUAAUCCACAAGCAUCCUGUCCUUCCAAAAGCCUUCAGCUGAUCCCAUUGAGCCACAUGUUUUGAUUCACAUUUAAUUGCACAGCAUGUAUUGUCUCUGUGUUUUUUGACAGAAACACUGACAACCAGCACAUUUAAACUUCCUUCACUACCAACCCACUCUGAACAUUUAUCUUCUGCCAUAAAGUUGUGCUGCAUAACUAACCCUUGUGUAUCAAUCAUCUUUAUUAUACAGAAUUGUAAUGAAGGAUUACAUAUGUGGGCCUUUUGAAAUACUGCAGGUGAAAGUUGGACGAACAAAACAAAACUGACAGGUUACAUGUUUUAAGCUAAAGCUCACACAGGAACAGUAACACGAUCAGAGAGAAGACAAUGAAGCUUCUGUCUGAAUGCUGGAUGUUAGCCGUAAGUUGGGCUUAUUGUGCAUUCCGAUCAUUUGAUUUGCCAAAUGCAGACAUGAAUCAUUCUUUUGUGAUUUAAACAAGCUUAGAAAGUGAAAUAUAAGGGAGAAACUCGAGUCUGAACAUGUGGCAGACUUCCUGUUGGUCGGCUGCAGACAUUCCACAAAGCAAAGUUAUUUUUAGCCUGGAAUGAAUCCAUUAAAUGUUUAAAAUCUUCCGUGGUAAGAUAUGAAAAGGGGAAUCGGCAUAGUUUUUGAUGGGCACCACAAAUAAGUUUGAUGGAAACAGCAAUUUCUGUUGAAGUUACCUCAUUAUGCCUGUAAAUAUAUGGACCCUGACCUCCUUUUACCCAAUUUAACUCAUUCCUUUCCUUACGGAUAAAACAAAGUCCUCGCUCCGCAUGUGGUGCACUGUACAAAUGCUCCAAGCCAAUACUUCACAGUGCCUUAUCAUUUGUAGCAUUGGGCUAAGAAUGCCCAGUUUCAGUCUUUAUCACCUGCAUUGCAUUGUUAUUCCUCAGCCUCUGUGCUUGCAACAUCCGCACCGAUACAACUGAAACCACCCAGCUGCAUGCUCGGUGUCUAAUAGCUUUUGACAUCAACCAUCCCUGGACAUGGGAAAUUGGUGUGUGUUUUUGUUGUUAAUGCGCAUGCGUGCAUGAAACCUAGAUGCGGCAGUUACCACACAUUGGAAUCAGAAAAUGUCAGUGUUAUUAUUUGAAUAGCCCUCAUUGUCAGUAUAUCCACAUGUUUUGUUCUAUAGAUGAUGGGGAUGAAAGAUGAGUUUGUUCAGCUAGAAUACGGAGGAUGCCCCCAUGUGCGCUCGACAUGCCCCCAUGUGCGCGUUUGUUGCAUAUCAUGAUACGUUUUUUUCAUUUUUAUGGGGGAUAUAGAGAUAAGAGAUUUUGUAUUCACACUAUAUUGAUGUUGAGGUUUAUGUUGUAGUUUUUUUGCCAUUAAUCAUAGUCUAUUAGCAUUACAUCACAAAAAUA